CAAUCUACUUCAGAAAUUUCUUCGUUCACAAUUUCAAAACUUUCGGAGUAUUAUAACUUUUAUUGUAAUAAAUUAUUGCAAAAUAUCGAUAAGACAAAACAAAAUAAAGAAAAAAAUAUCAAAAAAAAUGGUUAUAAAAAACAAAAAACGGGUCAUUCAACAUUAAAAGAAGCCUCACAAAAUAGAGGCAAAGAAUUUGAAAAAAAAGUUGUCGUUCAGUUAAAAAAUGUAGACGACUACAAUAAAGCAAGCUAUUCUUUAGAAAUUUUACAAAAUGCUCAAAUAGGAAGAUUCCUAUACCAACUAAAAUUCGAAGUCCCAGAUGACUUAUACGAUAAAUUAGGAAUCAAGAACUAUAAGUUAAGACCAUUUAUUCCUGAUUUCAUAGAAGUUAUUGAGGAGGAUGGUGAAAAGCGUCUGAUGAUAUGGGAUGCUAAAGCGACAAAGGAAACACGCAUUUCGCAUCAGUUCCAAGUUACCACGUACGCUUAUAUUUUAGAUCAUAUAAUCAAAAAUCAUAUGUGCGAAAUUUCAAUUUCUCGAACAGGCGGAAUAUUUUUACCAUCAGCAGAUGGCUUAAAACUUCAUACGUUCUCUAUCGACCUGAUCCUUCCAAGAGUUAAACGGUUUUUAUGCAACGAACUUCCACAAAUAAUAUCAACUCCAGAAGUUUCAUGGCACUACAAUUCACAUUGUAAAACUUGCGAAUUUGUAAAUGUAUGUCGUGAUGAAGCAAAGAGGACAGUGGCCAUGAUCGCAUAUUCAUCCAUAGAAGAGGGGUUAUACUUGAAACAAAUUCUUCGAAAUGAAAGACGUGGUGAUAGACUAUAUAAACAUGAGCCAGAUAUUGAAGAAUUAGCUAGCUACAUAAAAAAUGGUCCAAAUGAUAACAAAGUAAAACAGAUUAUUAAAUAUGACAAAUAUAACAAAAAAUCACCGUAUCUUGAAUCUAAAUCAGGUGCCCAGUUUAUUCAUAUUCCAACAGCAACCUUUCCUCGGCGAACCGAUCACAAUCUUGUAAUUGCAAUGUCUUUGGAUAAUUUUGUAUCACGUCCUUUUAGUUGGUCUAUAUGUCUUUAUGCUAGUAAUGGAAAUAUCAUAAACCAAUUUAAGUAUGCUAAAUCCAAUUCCAAAUCUGAAAAUGAAACAUUAUCAUCAUUUAUUUCUUUGAUGAGCGAAUUUAUUACAUGUUUAGAAAGGACGUUCAAUUUUCUAAGCAAGAACAAUUCCCGUGCAUGUAUAUUUGUUUAUUCUGAAAAAGAAAAGAUUGCAAUUCAAGACUCAUUACUUAAAUUAAUAACAUUAGAUCCAAAUCAAAUUUCUGAAAGUGACCAGCAUAAAGCAAUACUAUGUCUCUUUAAUAUUUUUGAAGAUUGUUCUCUCUUGUUAGCUACUGAGAAUGAUUAUUAUAAAAGUUCGGAACUUGCUGAUGAAUUUAGGGAGUUUCCUAGACUUAUUGUUCUGGAACAAUCAUUGAAAGAAAAUAUUGCAAUAAAUGUUCCCGGUUUUUAUCGAGUCACCGAUGUUUGGGAACAAAUGGUGAAACCUACUUUAAAAUACUAUCAAAAACCAAACGAUUUGGAAUAUUAUAUAGAUAAUAUUGAUCUCGAAGAUAUAUAUGCAACAUGGGUUUCUGCAACUGAAAACGAAGUGAUUAAUAAAAUUCUUUUCAUGAGAUCAAAAUUUGUUAAUUCUGUUAUUCAUGCAUAUUAUGCACUUCUAAACAAGUCGACAAAUGAUAUUGAAUCGAUAUUAUUAUUUUCCCCUCAAGCAUUUGUUGUUUCCAAUGUUCAAGCUAUUCAAGAUUUUAAGCAUCAUUAUUUGAGAAAGCUAUAUUUUUUUAAACAAUUUGAAGCAUUUACAUCAAGUUCUCAACAAAAAAGAGAUCGAUUAAAAGAUUUGGCUCAGGAAGAAGCUACGUGUAGAAUUAAGUUUGACAAAAUUAUAAGUGAUCCUAAUAAAUCUAAAGAAUUAACAGCUCAAUUCAAUGUUUGCAACGAAGAUUCCUUCACGUUCAAAAAAACCAUACUCAAAGAAUUCAUUUUGGUUGAAGAUACUCUGCAGGGAACUCUUAAAGCUAUCCGUUUCUCUGAUAUAAAAUAUAAAAAUAAAAGCUAUGACUGUCAAUUGCCAAUUUUUUCUCUUGAUGAUGUUGAUAAUUGUUCCACAGGAAUUACUAUCCAAUUAAAAGGAAAAUUUACUGAUUUGGAGCUUAAAAAAGAUGCCACGUAUCGUCUAUAUAAAAGAUACUUGGAUCUCAACACUAAUAAGAUUUUAGAAAUGCUUAAAAAGAUUGAUAAGAAAGAAAAUUCUUUAUUUUUGAACAUAUUAAAAGAUCCAAAUACAUGGGGAUCCCCUUCAUCUGAAAAAUAUACUUAUUCAAAGGAAUUAAAGGACACUGCUUUGAAACUAUGCGAUAAAUUCUCCAUGUCUCCAUCGCAAAAAGACAUUGCAACCGAAUUGUUAGAAAAAAGGUUACAAAUUGUCUGGGGUCCACCAGGAUCUGGAAAAACUCAUUUUCUUGCGUUGUUUGUUACCUGGUACCUGACUGCUGUAAUACCUCGUACCGAAAAAAAAAAUUGUAUUAUUGGAAUUACUGCUUAUACCAAAUCCGCUAUAGAUAAUCUGUUAGAACGUAUUUCUCAAUUACGUAAAGAAACAAGUGAUUUUUCAAUGCUUCGGAUUACAAAUGAUAAAAAGUCAUUAAAGAAAUCGCUUGGUGGCAUAAAAGAUUGUAGGCCUAAGCAAUUGAAAAACAAAAUCAAAGGUGAUAAACCUAUCGUUAUCGGAAGUACAGUAUGGAAUUGGUAUAAGGUCCAUAACGAAUGUCGCUGUGAUAUUAUGAUUAUAGAUGAAGGAUCGCAGCUCCUGACUUCGGAUGCUUGUGUCGUCCUGGAAAUUUUGGAUCCGGAUCAUGGAAAGUUAAUUAUUGCUGGGGAUCACAUGCAACUUGGACCUAUCAUUAAAAAUACAUAUCCCACUUUUCCAGAUGAUCACCCUUUUAUUUUUGGAUCUAUUCAACAGUGUUUAAUGAGAAAAGAGAAUGGCACUUCCUUUAAUGAAGGUAAUUUUUUCCUGGAAAAAGGACAAAAACACGAAUAUGGUCCUUGCACACUUCAACUUAAGGACAAUUGGCGAAUGAAUGAAGAGCUCAACAGUUUUUUCCAAGAAAUAUAUGGUGAUAACUACAUUUCAAAAAAUCCCACUUUAAAACUGAAUUUGGAUUAUAAUAAAUUAUUAGAUCCGGAUAUAAGAAAGAUACUGUUUCCUGGAACAGCUAUAACUUUAGUAAAGUUAAUAUUAAAUAACCAUGAAAAAUCAGGAUUAUUAGCAGAAGCAGACAUUGUUUCUAAGAUAGUAUCGGGAUAUUUUGAUGCAAAUCAACAGCUAAAUAACGAUAACGAUAAACCAUCGUUGUUUAUUGUUACACCACAACAUAGUCAACGUCUUGCCAUCCAUUCUAAAGUUAAAACCUAUUUAGAAAAUCCUAACUUUAACUUAAAAAUAGAUACUGUCGAAAAAAUGCAAGGACAACAAGCAGACCUUGUCAUUGCAUGUUUCGGAUUUCAUAAUAUUAAUGAAAUUGCUCGAAAAUGCAAUUUCUUAUUCGAUCCAUAUCGUUGGAAUGUGGCUAUAAGCCGUGCAAGGUGUGUAUAUUAA
Messenger RNA from Racocetra persica, 3660 nucleotides. NCBI's taxonomy places the organism in Eukaryota, Fungi, Glomeromycota, Glomeromycetes, Diversisporales, Gigasporaceae. The record is from the annotation of a GenBank genome assembly.